AUGCAAAAUUUACUCUGCUAUGCAGAAAAUAGGAAGGACAUCGCCCUUGAUGAUUUUAUUGAGUUGGGUAUUCGAAUGUUCACUGGGCAAGGACUAGAAAUAUACUUUAGAGACAUUCAACGAUGUCCCACUUUUCACGAGUACAAUAGUCUAAUCCGUGGCAGUAUACAAUAUAGCACAUUUUUACCGAUUGUAGAAUGCACCGCUGUUAUAAAAUGGGGCGUCCAGUUGUUAAAAUUCUGUGCCAAAAAAGAGAAAAUGGAAUUUAGUGAAAAUCUAUAUAAUAAAUUAGGCCUAGUUCUUCAAGUAUAUGGCGACUACAUUAAUUUGCACAACGCGAAGAUAAGGAAACUAUUUAUAGCAUUUAAAUUUUGUUUAAUAAUUUUCCACUUCAAUAUGUUAAAACGAAGACCACUAGAUAUGGAAAGUAAGAAACUCUUUGUAGACAUACUGGAAAGUUUUGGGAGUUUCGAGUAUACACGAAAGGAACUGGAAAAGUUGAAAAAUGGAAUUCUGACUGAUGCAGACAACAUGAAUAUGGGCAAAAAUCCAUAUUUGAAACGAGUUCUGGAAGAUUUGUUGGGUAAUUUGGAAACGGAAAUUUAUUUCGAUGAUUGUGACUAA
This is a messenger RNA of Zophobas morio, 624 nucleotides long. Its product is annotated as terpene synthase-like. The record is from RefSeq and is a predicted model, not a curated record. NCBI's taxonomy places the organism in Eukaryota, Metazoa, Arthropoda, Insecta, Coleoptera, Tenebrionidae. The transcript is spliced from 4 exons. The coding region runs from base 1 to 624 and encodes 207 amino acids.